AUGGCUCCCGUUUCCUACAAUGGCCCCCAUGCCGAUGAACUGGCGCAACUGUUUGUCACCUUCUGCUCCUUCGGAAGCAGCAAGCGAGUGGAGGAGAUGGACGGGGCCAAGUUCGCCAAAUUUUGCCGCGACACCAAGAUUGUGGACAAGAAGUUUACCACCACCGAUGUGGACCUGACGUACGCCAAGGCCAAAGCCAAGGGUGCCCGCAAGAUCGACUACGUGCAGUUCGUCAAGGCGCUCGAGUUGGUGGCCGAAAAGAAGGCCGCCUCGCUGGACGACAUCGUGGCCAAGGCCGUCGCGGCAGGGGGGCCCUCCUCCUCAGGCACUGUAAGGAACAGCCAGAAGGAAACGAACUAG
This is a messenger RNA of Klebsormidium nitens, 360 nucleotides long. NCBI's taxonomy places the organism in Eukaryota, Viridiplantae, Streptophyta, Klebsormidiophyceae, Klebsormidiales, Klebsormidiaceae. The record is from the annotation of a GenBank genome assembly.